This is a messenger RNA of Pectinophora gossypiella (pink bollworm), 4277 nucleotides long. RefSeq lists its product as uncharacterized. Lineage: Eukaryota; Metazoa; Arthropoda; Insecta; Lepidoptera; Gelechiidae. Bases 1233 to 4112 code for a protein of 959 amino acids. The transcript has a single exon. The record is from RefSeq and is a predicted model, not a curated record.
UACUUUUAAGCAUGAUGCAAAGAUCACCACCCAAACAACACUCCUCAAAUCCGGACCUAAGCACUACAAACGAAACACUAUCUAAUGUCUCAAUACGGAAAAGAAAGCAGCCAGACAAUGAAAUUUUAGAAGAAAUAAAAAACAUGCAGACGAGCUUCACACAAGCUCUACGAGACCUCCGACGGGAUCUGGAUGCUAAAUUUGAAAAUAUUGCAGACAGUAUUCAAACAGUGAGAAGUGACCUUGAAAAUUACCAGUCACAAAUUAAAAAGGACAUUGAUGAUCUUCGCUGUGAAAAUAAUACUAUGAAAAUUAAAGUCGAAAAUCUUACUAAAGAAGUGUCAGACCUACAAGAAUCUACGCAGUUUAUCUCUAAUCAGCAGGAUGAAUUCGGAAAAUAUGUUGGGAAGAUCUCGGAGUACACAAAGUCAGUGGACGAGCACGAACAAACCAUCAUAACUCUCACAUCUAAGAUAGACAACCUGGAGCAGCAGGCUAGACAAUGCAAUAUCGAAAUUUCCAAUUUACCAGAAAAAAGAGAUGAAAAUCUCUUGAGUUUAAUUGAAUCCAUUGGCACCCAAAUAGGAUGUGUCAUCAAUCGCCGUGACGUUGUCUCCAUACAUCGUGUUCCUCAUGCUUCACAAAAUAAUAAACCAAAGAAUGUUAUAGCGAAGCUAACUUCUCGUAUUCUGCGUGAUAACGUCCUUGGCAGUUAUCGUAUCAAGAAGGGAUUAUUGUCAACUGAUCUUGGAUUUUCGGGUGCUCCACAUAAUAUCUAUCUCAAUGAGCACCUUACUCUACGAAAUAAAAAGCUUUUUCGAAGUGCACGUGAAGCGGCUAACCAAAACAAUUUUAAAUUUGUGUGGGUUAAGCACUCCACAAUACUUGUGCGCGCUUCCGAAAACUCCCCCGUCAUCGCCAUACGCACUGAACAGGAUAUUAAAAAGAUUCAGAAUGCGGGAACAACAACUACUACUUAUAAGCCUAGGAACAGUUUGUCUUCAAAUUAAUAGUUUAUUAUUUUAUUGUACUACUGAAAUACACUUCUUAAGUCUCGUUUAUCUUGGGCAUACAUUUUAUUUAAUGCUUAAUUAUAUUUGUACACAUUAUGUUGAAGAGGCAUUCCGUUACUUAUACAGGUUUACUGUUUUAUUUCUUUUCUAUGUGUGGUGUUUAACUAUUUUAUCAAAUAAUAUUCCUUUAUUACCAUUUUUAACAGUAUCGACUUCAAAAUGACACAUAAUCUAAGCGUGUACUAUCAGAAUUGCAGAGGGAUACGAACAAAACUACAAACAUUAUUUAUGAACAUCUUGUCUUGUGACUUCGAUAUUAUUGUAAUAACAGAAACCUGGCUAAUCCCGGAAAUUUCAGACUCUGAAUUUAUAGACCAGCGGUAUGUAACUUUUCGAUGUGACAGAGACCGAAAUGCUACAUCAAAGAUGGACGGCGGUGGAGUGAUGAUCGCUGUUCUGCGUUCUUUGAAUCCCGUUUAUGUUUUGUCUUCGCCAACGGUUGGUGAUUCCCGAUAUCUGGAACACGUACUAGUCUGCAUACCCAGCUCUGAUCGCAAUAAACGACAUAUUAUCAGUGCUGUUUAUAUUAGCAAUAAUUCACCAACGUCGGUUUAUGAAGAUUUCUUCAAGGGAUUAUUAGAUAUAAUUAAUGACCCCUACACAGACACGUACUUAUUGCUGGGGGACUACAAUAUACCGAAGGCUAAUUGGAUAACAAACACGCGUAACAAUCGUUUAAUUUGCACAGGAACCUCUGCAACUUGUUUAAGUAUUCGUAACUUCAUGACUCUCUGUGCUGCUUCUCAAUACAACUUUUUAAAAAACUGUCAUCAAAGGACACUAGAUCUCUUGAUAUCCAACACAAACUGCUCUGUCUUACCGGUCACUGUACCCUUGCUCAAAUUGGAUGACUACCACCCCGCAUUCAGUACAAUACUCACAAUUGACAUCAAAAUAAUUUCGAAAAUGACAAGAAAAAGCUUAACAAAAUACAAUUAUAGGAAAGCCGACUAUGAAAACAUCAACCGAGCGUUAACAGAAAUUGAUUGGAAUUCGUUAUUAGUAAACCUACCAGCUGAAGAGGCCCUUGAUAACUUCUACGAAGUAAUAUACAGUAUUAUUAGAGAGCACAUCCCACAGUCUCAAUCGAAAAAUUCUCAUUUUCCAAUUUGGUUUUCAAAAUCACUAAUACACAUGUUCAAAAACAAAAAUAAAUACUGGAUUAAAUGGAAGGUUUAUAACAAUAAAUAUGACUAUCACAUAUACUCAUUAUACCGCGACAGAUUCCGUCGUGAAUGUAACAAAAAUUACACAAAAUACAAAAAGUAUGUAGAGGAUAGUAUAAGGAGAAACAUAAAAAAUUUCUGGAUUUACAUAAAUAAUCGCAAAGAAAAACCUAGUCUGCCAGCAAAAAUGUAUUAUGAGGAUCGGAGCUCUAGCGACCCAUAUGAAAUUUGUAACUUGUUCUCAUUGUUUUUUAAGUCUGUUUAUGAAACGUCAACUUUCAAUCCUAUCUCGUGGAUACCGGGUAGGGAAUUUGCUGAUAAUAGCGAUGUAUUAUGUAAUCUUUAUGUCGAUACUGAUAAAAUUAAUCAUCAGUUAAAAUCCAUUGACGCUACAAAAGGCCCGGGCCCAGAUGGUCUGCCGCCAAUGUUCAUAAAAUGCAUAGCAAAAUCGCUUGUACAUCCACUACAUAUCAUUUAUAACAAAUGCUUGUAUGAAGGUAUCUUUCCCAUCAGAUGGAAAUGCGCUAACAUUAUACCUGUAUACAAAAGCGGGACAAAGCAAAACAUUGAAAACUAUAGGCCGAUAUCGAUUCUUUGCGCACUGGCCAAGAUAUUCGAAAAGUUAGUCCAUAAUGAGGUAUAUCCGGUCUUAAGCCCUCUCAUAAUACCCGAGCAGCACGGUUUUGUUAAGCGUAGAUCAACGGUAUCCAACUUGUUAUUAUACACCGACUUCCUUUUUGAAAACUUGGACCGUGGCAUCCAAGUGGAUGCCAUAUAUACUGAUUUCCAGAAAGCAUUUGAUAAAGUUGAUCACAAACUAUUACUCGAAAAGAUUGCCUAUAAUGGUAUUAGAGGGAACCUCCUCCGCUGGUUCUCUUCUUAUGUUUGCAACAGAUCGCAGAGAGUCGUCGUUAAUGGUUUUCAUUCUGAUCUAAUUCAUGUAACAUCGGGCGUUCCGCAGGGAUCUAUUUUAGGUCCGUUAUUAUUCCUUAUAUUUAUUAAUGAUAUUAAAAAUUGUUUCCGACAUUCCCAUUUUCUUUUAUACGCUGAUGACUUAAAAAUUUAUAAAAGCAUUCAUAGUGAUAUUGACUGUACUCUUCUUCAGAAUGAUCUAAACCACCUAACUCAUUAUUGUUAUAUAAAUAAACUCAAGCUUAGUAUUCCUAAAUGUCACGGUAUCAGUUUUACCAAAAAUAAAAACAAAAUUAUAUAUAAUUACAAACUUUGCGAUAACUCAUUGACUGCGGUGGACUAUCUGCGCGAUCUCGGUGUCAUCUUAGAUAGUAAAUUGCAUCUUGAUCUGCAUAUUGAUUCAAUUAUCUCCAGGGGGUUUCGAAUGUACAAAUUUGUAAUGAGAGCAACCACUGACUUUUCUCGUAUAUCUACUUAUCUCUAUUUAUAUACUACUCUGAUCCGACCACAGGUUGAAUAUGCUUGUGCAAUUUGGAACCCGCUUUACAAGAAAUAUUCUGAACAACUUGAAAUUAUCCAAGCUAGGUUUCUUAAGUCGGUACAUUAUAAAAUAUACAGAUAUAAAACACCAUACAACAACUUAUUAUCCAAGUUUGAAAUGUUAACACUACACAAUAGACGAAUGCUUCUUCAAUCUGUAACACUUUAUAGAAUCUGCCAUAACUUAAUAGACUGCCCAGACCUUGUUAAUGACAUUGGAUUUAACGUGCCUAUGAGAGUUCAUCGACGAGCGGCUCGAUCCUACCCGCUGUUUAGAACGGUGCGCUGCCGCACCAACGCCGGCAGGCGAGUACCUCUACGUCGUAUUCUCGCUCAAUACAAUGAUUCAUUUCAUUUUAUAGACAUAUUCAAUGUAUCUAGUUCUAAAUUUAAAAAAUCUAUUAUUCAAGCCCUAAGCUGAUUUAUUUUUUGUUUAAUUUAUAACAUAACCUAUUUCAACUCACUAGACGACAUUGUAAACUAAUACGUGGAUAAUGUGGUUGAUUGUACAUGUACUUAUGUGAAAAAAUCAUACACCUGUUGUUAAUAUAUCAUGUAUAAUUGUUUAUUAUCCCAUGAAAAUAAA